Molecule: messenger RNA, 39201 nt
Organism: Lymnaea stagnalis (great pond snail)
Lineage: Eukaryota; Metazoa; Mollusca; Gastropoda; Lymnaeidae
Source: the annotation of a GenBank genome assembly
AAUGCGUUGAGUCUCGGUGAGACAGUCUCCGUAGGACAGUCUAGGUGAGACAGUGUUGUACGGAGCAAACUUGAACGACAGAGCGGGAGUGGUCUCUGCAGGUGCAGUUUAUAAUUUCAAAUUUUAAGCACAGGGUUUACUCGUCUGUUGGAUAUCCCACAAUGUAAGUUAUCAACAAUCUUUUCUCUUAAGUUUAACUUCGGUGAUUUGGCCUGGUUAUAUUGGCUGGUUAUUAUGGCUGGUUACCUUGGCUGGUUAUUUAUCACACCGCGUUCAUUCAAUGAAUGCUGCAUUAGAUUCCUGCCAGUAACUUUAUCAAUGCUCUCAAUCUUUUUUGUUAUUUAGAAGCGCUGGGCCAGUUUGGCUGGUUCUAUUUGAUGAUCAUUGAUUCAGUGAUUGGUUUUAUUGGCUAGCAGUAUCGACGACCUCCGUUGACGCAGCCAGGUUUUUAGAAAAUAAAACGUUUCAUUUCAGGGCCGUGGGUCUGUGUGUGUGGGUGCGUGUAUGUGUGUGUUUGAAACCUUGACCUUUUGGCACACUUUAUUUCAAAAUAUACACGAUUUCGUCAUCACAAGAAAGCGCGAAGGGCAUUUAAAAAUUGGUGGGUUUUGUGGCGGCAGGUCUACCGGCGUCCUCUUCCUGGCCACGCCGCUGGCCGGUACCAUCGAUCGGGUAUGGAUGAAUUGUUGGACCAUAACAUUUUGGAUGUAAACGAAUUUCUGUGUUCACGCGAUGGUUGUUUUGCUGGCAGCACUGGGCCAUAACUGUAACCGAUCUUCACAUGAUGUAUUAUGGAUCAACAGAAGUACAAAGUAACAUGGCGUCCUCGGGCGGUUUAUAUAAAUUACAUAACGACUUAAAAAGUGCACGCCAUGCACGCAAUUUAGUUGAACAACAACAAUUUGAAUAACAAUAACUAUUGAAACCUAUUAAAAGAUAAAAAGUUUAUUAUGGACUUUAAAAAAAAUAAAAAAUUUGGGGUUGAGACUUGAGACAGCUAGUGUCGAACUUAAGAUAGGGUGGGGGGGGCUCAUGGGAGGCGUUGGGUUCCCUCAAUAAUGUCAUCCUUGUCGAUUUUCCGAUAACAUAAUGAAGGCAGUCAUGUCGGCAUUGUUGGAUUAGUCAAAGUUAAGCACAUGGCCAGUUCGCCAUUUUUAAUCGUGGGAUCUCGCCUUACAUAAAUAUUGCGAGAGGAAAGAGGAAGGAGUGAGAGAGAAAUAAAUAGGUAGUUAGAAAGAGGGUGGCCGAGAAAGAAUGAGAAGGAUAAUGGAGUGUCUGCAUUUUGGGGGAAUUGAGUGCCUGUAUGUUGGUAGCGUGGUGUGCCUGCACGGUUGGGAAGUGGAGUGCCUGUAUGGGUGGGGAUUGGAGUGUCUGCAUGUUAUGGGGAGAGGAUUGCCUGUAUGUUUGGGGGGAGUGGCGUGCCUGCCGGUUUGAGAAGGUUGUAAGGUGAGACAAUAACUGCGUUUUUGUUUCUGUCUGUACAUGAUUACCUGUGAUUGAUUAUAUAUUUGAAGGUGUGCAUAUGUUUCACCAUAAAGGCGCCCCGACCUGUGUCUACACAUUUCUAGGUGUCAAAUCGCCCCCGCCCUCCCCCCCCCCACCGUAAAUUGGUGCAUAUGUCAUGGCAUUCACAUACAAAAAAUGCCGUCUGUAAUUUUUUUUCUUAACGUUUUCUGUAAUUGUCUCCCUGUAGCACAACAGCAUUCCUGGUCUCCGUUUGACAAGUGGAUUUAUCUGCUGUCAGCUGACGUCUGCUCGCAUUAUGUAGCAGAUUAUUUCGUCUCUUCUUUAAAAACAAAAAAAACCCCACCAAAUUUUAAACAUUCAACGCAAUUGAUCCAUGUCUUUUAAAAUAAUUUUUUUUAAAAAUUUGUUCUAUUUUUAGAACAUGUUCAUCAUAUUUUCAGCUCAAAAGAUACACGUUUAUUUCCCUCGUCAACAGUUACACCGGAUGCACAACCAUUUUAAAUAACGCUACAACAUUUGGGAAAAGGAAAAAAAAAAAAAUUGCAGCGCUCUUAAUGAAAGUUUAUCGAUGUUUCUGAGGACGCCAUUAACUUGGCCAGAUAAAUCGUGACUCACCGGUUGACUUGCCAGGCUCUAGUAUAUCACUGCGCAUGUGUCGCUUGCCAAGUUUACAUAACUACAUUUAAAAAAAAAAAAAAAAAAAAGCAGACGAGUUGGUAGCCCAUAGAUAAGGCCAACACAUUAAAAACCAUUUAAGAGUUAUUUUUUUUAAUAAUAAAAAAAAACCCCACCAAUCAAUGUAGGCACCAGGCUUUCAAGACAUUAAUGUCAUUACAUUAAAAAAAAAACCUUGCAUAAAUUAACGAUUAUUCUUCCUUUUUUUUGUCCAUUCCCUCCGGGAUUUCUCUCCCCCCCCCCCCCCCAAACCCUUAAAAAUUUUCCUAGCCGGUUUAUCUUAUUAGCACUCUGAGAAGCCAAAUCUGCUUUAUUUCAACUAAGUGUUCAAUUUACAGCAUCGGCAGGCCCCCCCCCCCCUUUUCGGGGUCGGUGGCAUCCAAACAUGACCUUCUUCCCUUAACGAACGUAACAGAACCCCGACUUCUGUUAAAAUGGUAUCAUGACGUCACCAGCAGUCCGUACACUCGGCACCCAACUACUUACGCCACUGCUUGGCACCCACCAUUCUACGCCACUGCUCGGCAUCCACCAUUCUACGCCACUGCUCGGCACCCAACCAUUCUGCGCCACUGCUCGGCACCCAACCAUUCUGCGCCACUGCUCGGCACCCACCAUUUCACGCCACCGCUCGGUACCCAGCAUUCCACGCCACCGCUCGUCACCCAGCAUUCCACGCCACUGCUCGUCACCCACCAUUCUACGCCACUGCUUGGCACCCACCAUUCUACGCCACUGCCUGGCACCCACCAUUCUACGCCACUGCUUGGCACCCACCCUUCUUCGCCACUGAGUAUAUAUGUAAUUAAAAUGGUUUAAGGGGAAAUUCAGAGUAACAAGGCGGGUAAAGAUCCCCCAGAAGGCAAAUAUUGAUCCACUCUCCUUAAAGAAAGUUUAAACAACCCAUUACGCAAAGGAUUAUUUUUAGAUUUUGAAUAGUCGCCGACACCGAGGUGGCUACAAUUUAAAACCCCUUCCAAACACUAUUUUUUUCUGGUGCCGCCACUGAGCAAAAGUAAACACACACAACCGAGCAGAAGUAAACACACAUAACCGAGCAGAAGUAAACACACAUAACCGAGCAGAAGUUAACACACAUAACCGAGCAGAAGUAAAGACACACAACCGAGCAGAAGUAAACACGCAUAACCGAGCAAAAGUAAACACACAUAACCGAGCAGAAGUAAACACACACACAACCGAGCAGAAGUAAACACACACAACCGAGCAGAAGUAAACACACACAUAACCGAGAAAAAGUAAACACACACAUAACCGAGCAAAAGUAAACACACACACAACCGAGCAGAAGUAAACACACACAACCGAGCAGAAGUAAACACACACAACCGAGCAGAAGUAAACACACACACAACCGAGCAGAAGUAAACACACACACAACAGAGCAGAAGUAAACACACACAUAACCGAGCAGAAGUAAACACACACACAACCGAGCAGAAGUAAACACACACACAACCGAGCAGAAGUAAACACACACACAUAACCGAGCAGAAGUAAACACACACACAACCGAGCAGAAGUAAACACACACAACCGAGCAGAAGUAAACACACACACAACCGAGCAGAAGUAAACACACACACAUAACCGAGCAGAAGUAAACACACACACAACCGAGCAGAAGUAAACACACAUAACCGAGCAGAAGUAAACACACACACAACCGAGCAGAAGUAAACUCACACAACCGAGCAGAAGUAAACACACAUAACCGAGCAGAAGUAAACACACACACAACUGAGUAGAAGUAAACACACACACAAUCGAGCAGAAGUAAACACACACACACAACCGAGCAGAAGUAAACACACACACAACCGAGCAGAAGUAAACACACACAUAACCGAGCAGAAGUAAACACACACAUAACCGAGCAGAAGUAAACACACACACAACCGAGCAGAAGUAAACACACACACAACCGAGGAUUCAAACAAGUCCUUGAGACUAUUGAUAAGUUCACGCCCCACGGCUGCCACUGAUAAACACACGAGAAGUGGGGAGGGGGGUGGGGGGGGGGAGGCCAACGCCGCCGGCACCCCCAGCCGGACUGAAUCCGACGCCCCUGGCGGUUUCAGCCGUGCGACUUCGUACAUGGAAGACGUUGCUAGCUCUGAAUAAAACAUUUCAACCCGAUGAACAAAGUAGCUGCAACUUGUUUCUUUUGGGGUUUUGUUGUUGUAGUUUUUUUUAUACCGGUACUACAUAGAGCAAACCCUGGUAGACAUUGCAACAUGUAGAUCGAGGUCAAUGGUAUGGACUGCUUUUUGUGGACUACUUUGCUAUUUGGUAGUGCAACAUUUCAAGGAGCGGGUAACAUUUUAAAAUUUCAAAACACAAUCUCGGACCAAUAAAAGUGGAGUUCAUUAAAACACCAUCUUCCUGUUAGGUCCGAUGAAAGUGGAGUUUAUUAAAACACAACCUUACAGUUUGGACCAAUAAAAGUGGAGUUCAUUAAAACACAACCUUACAGUUUGGACCAAUAAAAGUGGAGUUCAUUAAAACACAACGUUACAGUUUGGACCAAUUAAACUGGAAUUCCGCAUGACCAAUAAGAGUCUGUAAUUUUGCCAGUUGUCACAGUCUCUAGCCUCGCCCAACGUAGCAUUCCCGUCCUGCGACUGAUGGAGAGCACACAGUCACAUCCAAGAGUGAGUCACUCUUCAGUCACAAAGUAUUUCGAUUUGAUGGAAAUGGCGGCCAUUGUUUAUUUUUUAGUUAAUUUCCGGUCAAAUUUAAAUUCAACUUUGGUAUAUAAUAAAUACAUUUCUUGAUAGGAAUAAAUCAAACUUAUAAAGUUUUUAAAAACAUAUUUUUGGAAUAUUCUCUACCAAAUGGAAUAAAAAACAACUUUUAUUUUAAAAACACAUCCAUUAAAAAUGUAGGUGCAAAUGAAAUAAAGUAUGAAUCAAUUAAUAACAUUGAAAUGUUCCCAGUUAUUUUUUCAUUCUUCUAAACAGCGGAAAUAUUUUAAUUUGUACAAGGUUUACACGUGUAGUAAAACAAAACCUGGAAACAGCCAACAGCCCCGCCCCCCCAAAAAAAAACAACAAAAAAAAAACAGAAAAAACGCAAAAAAAACAAAAACAAAACAAGGCCGUUAUACAUGUGCUGACAUAAUUUAGACUUAAAAAAUGACGAAGAAAAUGUUCAUGUAAAUGGUGUUCAUGAACCUAUCAAAAGUUUUAAUAUGUCAGAAAAUGAGGAAAUCCCUUGGUUCGCAACAUAUUAUAAGUUUGCUGCACAGUCGGGCUUAUUUUCAGGUGUGUGUGUAUGGAAAGGGAGGGGGGGUAGGGUAAACUCCCCCUAGUUGAUACUUUGUAUUAUCUUUGAUUUGUCCUUCCACUUUCAGCUAAUUUGUGCGUUGCGAUCAGUAGCGCAGCUAGGGUUAACAUCACCCCCCAGGUUGGGUAGAGAAUUUUGCUCUCCUCUCCACCCCCCUCCCCCACGAAUAAACAAACUCUGCUGUUGGCCGAAAAGGCCUUCCCUCUAUAUAAAGAAGUACCCCACCGGGGCAGGAGUGCCCCACCCCCCUGCGCACCCCCUUCCCGAGCCACUGGUUGCGACACUGCAUUUCAGGAUAAUAGACACAUAUUCCUCUCCCCACGAAAAAACAAACUCUGCUGUCGGCCGAAAAGGCCUUCCCUCUAUAUAAAGAAGUACCCCACCGGGGCAGGAGUGCCCCACCCCCCUGCGCACCCCCUUCCCGAGCCACUGGUUGCGACACUGCAUUUCAGGAUAAUAGAUACAUAUUCCUCCCCCCCCCCGCUUCAUACACAAGGAAGAGAUUCCUUCAGUGACAUAUGUUGUUUCCCCGAGGUAGCAUGUGUUGACAUUCCCAGUCACAUUUCCCAUAUUUACCCCAAGGCAAGUGAGUUUUAUCAUAAUGAGCUCAGUGGUGCAUUCAUUAGAGAUGUCAGGGCCGCAUGCAUUUCAAUAGACGUACAUUUUAUUUUUCUUACAAAUCCAAAUUUCAAAAAAAAACAUAUGAAGGAGGAAGUGGGGAAAAGAGCAAAAUCCACUGAUGCGGUGAUUCUCAAAAGUUUGAUUAUUUCGGCGCCCUUUGCUGAAUCUGAAGUUUUCCCCCACAACACCCACCUUAUGUCAGUUGUCUAAGUAAAUUGAGAAAGAGCAAAUGAUUUUUUUUAUUUCACAAAAAUGUUAAAAUUUAAAAAAAAUGUAGUUCGUUGGAUAGAUACGUCUGCUGCUCACUGCACAUUUUCCACAAAUAAUUGAAUCAAACUAGAUACAAACACAUCUUAGUCUUAGUUUACUUUACUUCACGACACAUUUUUUUUAGCAUGGCAUUUUUUUUUCAUGUGAUGUCAAGAAACUAAGUCAAUACUAAAUCACGAGAAACCGUCAGCUCUUUCUAAACUAACAAAAAAGAGUACCGACAACUCUUUCUAAACGAACAACAAAGUACCGACAACUCUUUCUAAACUAACAACAAAGUACCGACAACUCUUUCUAAACCAACAACAAAGUACCGACAACUCUUUCUAAACCAACAACAAAGUACCGACAACUCUUUCUAAACUAACAAAAAAGUACUGACAACCCUUUCUAAACUAACAACAAAGUAUUGACAACUCUUUCUAAACUAGCAACAAAGUACCGUCAACUUUUUCUAAAUUAACAGCAAAGUACCGUCAACUUUUUCUAAACUAACAAGAAAGUACCGAAACAUUGGAAGAAAAUGCCCAUAAGAUAAGCGAUAAAAUUAAAAAUGGAAAUAAAAGUAGUUAAAAUUUUCCAAUCAUUCAGAUCCAGUGGCCAUUUGGGCCCAUGGCCAUUUGGGCCCAUGGCCAUUUGGGCCCGUGGCCAUUUGGGCCCGUGGCGUUCGGCCUUAAGUUGUGCGGCAAAUAGCUGCACCUUUCUUUGGAAGCGGCGGCCCCUCAGAGCGCACCUCUUCACACUCUUGGAACCACUGCACUAACGGCUAAUACAAGAUACAAACGCGCCGUCUCAUCUCAUGGGUAAUGCAACUUAGACAAACCAGACGUGUGCCCUAAUCAAAGCCGUCACAUGACUAUUGGGGGACCCUCCUGCCCCCCCCCCCAGGACCGUCAUUAAGUGAGAGUGAUCUUUAUUUCCCCUUGACCAGUAAGGGGUCGUUCGCAAAUUACGUCACGCUCACUUUGGGGAGGGGGCAGUCAAUAAUUUGUGGAAAAAAUUGGGGAGGGGGGAAACAAUGUGUGACGUCACAAUUCUUUUUUUUUUUAAAAAUCUAAAAUUUUCAGAUUUUGAAAUUUCUUUAUUCAAUUAAUUUUAAAAAGAUUAAUUUAAGGUCAAAAUUGCCUUAGGUAAGUACAGUGGAACCCCGCUAUAACGCGCCCCACCAUAAAGCGAAUUCGGAUAUAACGCGGUCGUAGCAUGGCUCCCGAAAUUAGAAAUUCAUUUACUCCAUCAGGCCUAAGUUUUUUGAAAAUUUUAUCCAUUGCUUGGAAAGCCAUUUUUUUUUUAAGCGAAAAAAAAUCACAAAAUAUUUUAGAAAAUGAGCUCCAUAAACGCACCACGUUCAAACUAGUAUCAAAAUUAAUGCCGAAAACGAGGCUUUCUUCCGGUAGAACUAUAAAUAGUAAUACGUAAGGGACGCAACCCCGCUUUUUAACGCGAUCCGAUUUUGUGGACCCCGAUUAUCGCGUUACAGCGGGGUUCCACUGUACCUUGAAACUCAGUCGCGCACUCAAUUCGGCUGGGGGGUGUGGGUGGGGGGGGGGGGGAAUGACUUAGUUGUUUUGUGUUUUAUGUCACAGUUUUCUAAUAAUGCUUACAUCUUAAACCUUUAUGGGAAAAUUUCAAAGAAUAAAAUAAAAUCUUAGUUUAGUUAUGAAAAUUUUUUGUAUGUUUUGAAUUUUUUUUAAGGGGAGACCUGACACUAAAGGGGGAGGGGGGUAAAGAAUUUGUGACACUUUGUGACAAGAGUGGAGAAACAAAGGGGGGGGGAGUGGGGGCUGGAAAUUCAUUUUUUUUGCGUGACGUAAUUUGCGAACGCCCCUUACCUUAUUUAUCUUGAUAUAAUGUCCCCACCUUUACACACCCAGCACUUAUCAAUGGGCGUUUGAUGUAAAAUUAGAUUCGCCUAUUUAUAUGCACAUGGAAGGUUCAGAAGACUUAAGCGCAUCAAUCUAUUGACGUGGCUGUUAGUGUUAUUUUAUUGGUGUGUCCCCUGAACCACGUGACCUAGGAGCGGUGACUAUCAUUGAGAGGGGGCUGACUCACGCCACAUUGCACCAUGAUCGCGUUUCCCUGUAAGCCAAUCAAUAUCACUUUUUGUUUUAUGGAUGGAUCAUAUAAUGGAUCACGCCUGCGGGCCUUUCGUAUCACGCUCACAGUUAACUUCUAUAACAUAAGCUCUGAACUCUGUGACUCUUUAAGUGACUCUGUAACUCCGUGACUCUGCCUUACCUCUUGUUUUCAUUUUACGGCUUUCCUUUCUUCCUGUUUAUCUCCCCCUCCCUCUUUUUCUAUAGCAUUUAUUUUCCCUUUCUCCUUUACCCAAAACUUUUUUAAAAAAGAUAUACAUGUAUCUCUCUCUACCCCCCUCCCCCUUUUGUUGUUGAAUAUGUGACAGAGUUUGCAGUGGCUUGGUGAGAGUUCGUUCCGCUCGGAGUAAGUUCAGUAAGCCAGGACAAUAACAGCCGCCCCGUUACCUUUCCACCAGAGAUCCUCUGUAGUCGACACACAACGCCCCCCCCCCUUCCAUAAAAAGAAGAUCCCCCCCGUUACCUUUCCCCCAGAGACCCUCUGUAGUCGACACACAACCCCCCCCCCCCCUUCCAUAAAAAGAAGAAAAAAGUGCCACCCGUGUUCGACCCCCCCCCCUUUCCUCUCACGUUCCUACGCCACUGAGGGUUAGUCACAAAAGAAACUCCUUUUCCCCGACAUGUAUCGUCCCUGUCAUUUCCCUGUCCCUCCUAACAUUUCCCUGUCCCUCCUAACAUUUCCCUGUCCCUCAUAACAUUUCCCUGUUCCUCCUAACAUUUUCCUGUCCCUUCUAACAUUUCAAUGUCCCUCCUAACAUUUCCCUGUCCCUCCUAACAUUUCCCUGUCCCUCCUAACAUUUCCCUGUCCCUCCUAACAUUUCCCUGUCCCUCCUAACAUUUCCAUGUCCCUCCUAACAUUUCCCUGUCCCCCCUAACAUUUCCAUGUCCCUCCUAACCUUUCCCUGUCCCUCCUUACAUUUCCCUGUCCCUCCUAACAUUUCCCUGUCCCUCCUCACAUUUCCCUGUCCCUCCUAACAUUUCCAUGUCCCUCCUCACAUUUCCCUGUCCCCCCUAACAUUUCCAUGUCCCUCCUAACAUUUCCCUGUCCCUCCUUACAUUUCCCUGUCCCUCCUAACAUUUCCCUGUCCCUCCUAACGUUUUCAUGUUCCUCCUAACAUUUCCCUCUCCCUCCUAACAUUUCCCUGUCCCUCCUAACAUUUCCCUGUCCCUCCUAACAUUUCCCUGUCCUUCCUAACAUUUCAAUGUCCCUCCUAACAUUUCCUUGUCCCUCCUAACAUUUCCAUGUCCCUCCUAACAUUUCCAUGUCCCUCCUAACAUUUCCCUGUCCCUCCUAACAUUUCCAUGUUCGUCCUAACAUUUCCCUGUCCCUCCUAACAUUUCCCUGUCCCUCCUAACGUUUCCAUGUUCCUCCUAACAUUUCCAUGUCCUCCUUACAUUUCCCUGUCCCUCCUUACAUUUCCAUGUCCCUCCUAACAUUUCCAUGUCCCUCCUAACAUUUCCCUGUCCCUCCUAACAUUUCCCUGUCCCUCCUAACAUUUCCCUGUCCCCCACCUAACAUUUCCCUGUCCCCCACCUAACAUUUCCCUGUCACUGACUUCCCAAGUAGCGUAAAUGCAUAGAUAUAUACAAUUGUAGCGCGUGGAUAUCGAUCUUUUGCCCCAUCGAUCACCUGAGAUCAGGUUAGACCUUUGAAAGCCUCGAUUCGGUCAAUGCAUAUACCCAUUAGGGGCGUCCAGGGGCAGAUCCAAAUUCUGAUUCGUCGGGCCGGCAAGUGGGAACAAAUCCAGUCAAGCGCAUAGGCGGUUUUCUCUCUCCCCCCCCCCCCAAUCCCGCAACGGAAGUGCUUGCUAUUAUGAAAUGAUGUUGCUGUCAAAUUAUGGUGUGAAUUUCAUGUCCCGGUGCUCCUGUCAUAUUAUAGUGUCACAUUUAUAUGGUAGUGUCGAAGGCCAUAUAAUAGUGUCACUGCCAUAUCAUGUUGUCACUGCCUUAUUAUAUUGUCACUGCCUUAUCAUAUUGUCACAGCCUUAUAAUGGGGUUUCCGUCAUGUCAUGUUGUCACUAUCAUGCUAUGGCGACACUGUCAUCUCAUGGUAUCACUGUCAUGUAAUGUUGUCAUUGCCUAUAGCAUGGUGGCAAUUGUCACGUAAUAUGAUUAAGUAGCGGCAGGUGGCAAUAACACUAAUGUAGGACACAGACAAGGCAGGACAGGUAAAGAAAAAGGACACAGACAAAGCAGGAUAUAUACAGACAAUGGAAGACACAGACAAAGCAGGAGAGAUAAGGACAGUGGAGGACACAGGCAAAGCAGGACAGAUAAAGACAAUGACUCGUACUAUAUAAAUAUAGUCUUAUGAAAGAUAUAAUAUUGAGGGGCUCGUAAUAAACAGUGUUAUAAAUGAUUGAUAGGUCGUACCACAGAGUUUUAUGAACAGUCGUGUCAAACUUGCAUGUUAAGACAAGUGUACACACAACUCGUUGUUAAGACUAGUGUACAUGCAACUCGUUGCUAAGGCAAGUGUACACACAACUCGUUGUUAAGACAAGUGUACACACAACUCGUUGUCAAGACAAGUGUACACACAACUCGUUGUCAAGACAAGUGUACACACAGCUCGUUGUUAAGACAAGUGUACACACAACUCAUUGUUAAGACAAGUGUACACACAGCUCGUUGUUAAGACAAGUGUACACAUAGCUCAUUGAUAAUGAGAUGUGAAUUCUAUCCAAAUUAUCUCUAGCGUUUGUGUCAAUUUUCCGCGCAUGCAAAAAAACCUGUCCAGUUUUUAAAAAAAAAUUAAUCUGGCGUACAUUGACUGGACUCCAGGCCUUUCAACAAUAAGUUCGAGGAUCCCUGCCCUGUCAUUUCGAUUAAGGACAAUGCACGGGUGUCACGAGUACUGUCAAUCACAGACGCAACUUGUCGUCACCCCCCCACCCUAGUCAAAGAUACCGUUAGUAUCGAAUACACUGGCAGUUGUAACCACGGUGACAAUAUCGAAUACACUGGCAGUUGUAUCCACCGUGACGGUAUCGAAUACACUGGCAGUUGUCUAUCGUGACAGUAUCGAAUACACUGGCAGUUGUAUCCACUGUGAUGGUAUCGAUUACACUGGCAGUUGUAUCCACCGUGACGGUAUCGAAUACACUGGCAGUUGUCUACCGUGACGGUAUCGAAUACACUGGUAGUUGUCUACCAUGACAGUACACUCCGAUUCUAAUGACACUGAGAUUCUCUCCUCCCUCCCCCCCCCCUGCCUUCCCGACCAAGGCUACAUAUAGUUCACAGAGGUUCCAUUGAUCCAGGGGUCGGGGUAUCCAUGACCAGUAAAAUGCUUAACCCGCAUUCCUUAAUACGCAUUGCCAUUGUAUUGCAUUGCUCUGUAUUGCUCUGUAGUGCUAUUUAAAUUUCUUAGUGUUCCGUGUGGUGCCGUCGGCGAAGUAUCUCUGGCCUAAGGUUUGGAGUGAAUUUUUUCAGUCCAAGGCAAGGCCUAGACAAACCCCAUGAUUAAGAAAUAAUCUGGUCAAUCAUUGUUUGCAGGACCUCAUAAUCCGAUUGGCAGAGGGGGAAACGUGCUACCCCCUACCCUCCCGCCCUCCAGUCCCGUCCUUAACCGUCCCUAAAGUAGGGGGUACUCACGUGACCUGCGCUACACGUGAAUUGUUGUAACAGAACUACAACUCAAUGCUUGGCAGGAUUCAUUGUUCCACCUUCAUUCAGUAGUUAUUAGGGAGCUCAGUCAACCGCGACACAUAUUUAUUAUUUUAAGACACGGGCCUCUACGUUAGCUACAUAUGCAGCUAUGGGCCCCUAUCUUGGCUGUUUAUAUAGCUGGGCCUCUAUGUCGGCUGCGUACAUAGAUAUAUGCCUCUAUGUUAGCUAUACAUUUACAGCUAUGGGCCCCUAUCUUGGAUGUGUAUAUAGCUGGGUCUCUAUGUUGGCUGCGUAUAUAGCUAUAUGGCUCUAUGUUAGCUAUACACAUACAUCUAUAGGCCCCUAUCUUGGAUGUGUAUAUAGCUGCAAGAAGCCAGUAUAGGAGCUGCUCAUUCCUGCCCAAGACAAUCAGGGACUGGAACAAUCUUUCAAAAGGAACGGUUGAGGCGGCAACACUAGACACAUUUGUGUCUAUUGCCUCAAGCCCUCAAACCCCUAGUGCAUGAUUUCCUCAUCAACACCAGUAACAGAAACAUUGCAAAUCCCAUCUACAUGCAUAGGAGCCAAAAUGAUCAAUAAAUUGAUCGUGGGUCUUUAAGAUAUAGAAGAAGAAGAGCUGUGCCUCUAUAUUAGCUAGAUAUACAGCUAUGGGCCCCUAUCUUGGCUGUGUAUAUAGCUGGGCCUCUAUGUUGGCUGUGUGUAUAGCUAUAUGCCUCUAUGUUAGCUAUACAUAUACAGCUAUGUGCCUCUAUGUUGGCUGCGUUAUUAGCUAUGCGCCCCUAUGUUUGCUACUUAUAUAGCCAUGUGCCCCUAUGUUGGGUACGUAUUUAGCUAUAGCUAUGUUGGCUGCGGCCAAGGCAAGUGAAAUCCUUAAACCGCUCCUGGCGGUUGUCGUCCGUCAUGGCGGUAGGAAGUACCCGAGGUACUGAGUACUUAUGCUUAGUUGUUGACAUCCAGCGUACCUCAAAGCACUCCAUUUUAGGAGUAGGUUUUUCUCCCUCACAUUUUCAGUGUACGAUGUUUGGACGCACAGAGUGAUCUGGGGUUAAGUGUAGGAGAAAACACGAUCUCUCUGACCGGCUUACUCUGUGCCAGUGGUUCUCAACCUUCCUAAUGCCGCGACCCUUUAAAACAGUUCCCCAUGUUGUGGUGACCCCAAAACUAUAAAAUUAUUAUCGUUGCUACGUUCAAUAACCGUGGAUUUUCCGAUGGUCCUAGGCGACCUCUGGUUAAGGUACGUUCGGCCCUCCCCCGAAAGGGUUGCAACUCACAGCUUGAGAACUACUGCUCUAAGUUGGGGGGGGGGGGGGGGCGGGGGGAUUGGGUGGGGGGAAAAUGGGGGGUAAUAACCGUGGAUUUUCCGAUGGUCCUAGGCGACCUCUGGUUAAGGUACGUUCGGCCCUCCCCCGGAAGGGUUGCAACUCACAGCUUGAGAACUACUGGUCUAAGUUGGGGGGGGGGGAGAGCGGGAGGAUUGGGUUGGGAGAAAAUGGGGUGGAGGCAAAGACAUUUCUUGCUGGUUCGGGAAAACGUUGACCUACAAUUCCAUGUCUGACGACCAGACUAUUCUACUCUAACGACGAGACAAGUAUGACACCACAGUGGGAUUUUUUUUUCCUUUUUUUCCCCCCUUUGCUUUUUUUUUUUUUAAAAUGGUGUGUGGGUGGAUAUAAAUAUUUAUAUUUAAAGACAUAAAGAUAGUGAUAGUAAAUAAAUCAGCCCGGUUGUCAUUUCCAUGAUAAGAUGCAUCGCCAAACCCAUUUAAAAUUGUACGCAUCAAAAAGUUAUUGUAAGAGUGGGGGCAAAGCUUCAGUCAAUGUUACUCAACGAUAGUGUAGGAAACUGAUUGUUGGUGGGAACCUAUAUUAAGCCACUCAUGCAGCCUUUGAGAAAAGAGUUGAUCUCCGACCACGUUGCAGCUAGCAUAGGGUUUUCUACAUAUUUCUUGCCAUAUAACACAUACUAUGUCCAAAACAUUCCCCAACGGAAACAUACUCAACCCACGUGACACCCAUUCGGUAUAAUGCCCACAUGGAAACAUUACAAUAUGGAAAAAUACCCAGGUCGAAACAUUAAAAAUCCCCAUGGACUCUUUUUGAAAAAAAUCUCCAUAAAGUAAGUGGAACGGUGGCUGUGAAAGAAUUCCACCGAAAAGCUGGCACUUGUUACGGCCCCUUACACAAGCUCCACCCGGGACUAAAAUCAUAAUCGUCACGUGACAGCAAUGUUUAUGUUCCCGCGGGGAACUGAUGCGUGUCCCUUUCCAUGCUUGGCCCGGCGCGGUGGGGAAUCUCGUCACGUGUGUGAUCAAUGGAAUGUCACGCUUCGGUCGCCAGAGAUAGGGCAGGUCGGUGGAUACAUGUUGGGCUCUGGUAGCGUUUAGCUGCAGGGGUUCUUAAACUUUUAGGUACCGUGGACGCCACCCCCCCCCCUCUCCCCGUUUCCGCUAGUCGUCUGGCGAAUGGAUAGACCUAUAUUUAAAAGGGGAGCACAGAUCACAGGGGCUUUCCAAGAACUGUCCUUUGUAGAACUCGAGUGGAGAACCCCUGGACAAAAUGGGGUUCCAAUCUGCCCAACUGUCGUGUAUCGUACUCUGAUGGUAUCGUGCUCUGAUGGUAUCGUACUCUGAUGGUAUCGUACUCAGAUGGUAUCGUACUGUGAUGUUAUCGUACUCUGAUGGUAUCGUACUCUGAUGGUAUCGUACUCUGAUGGUAUCGUGCUCUGAUGGUAUCGUACUCUGGUGGUAUCGUACUCUGAUGAUAUCGUACUCUGAUGGUAUCGUACUCUGAUGAUAUCGUACUCUGAUGGUAUCGUACUCUGAUGGUAUCGUACUCUGAUGGUAUCGUACUCUGAUGGUAUCGUACUCUGAUGAUUAACCAACUGUGAUCUGUGGUUACGGUACUGCAAUUUACAUCAAACAUUGGAAAAAUUUUCCUCUGGCCAAACAGCGGCAGUGUCUACUCUGCCAGGAAUGAGGAACUGGGUCUUCAAUAUUUAAAAAAAAAAACAUCUUGCGCAGUGAUACCAUCCAGUAGCUACGGUUAGUACCAAACGACGCGAGACUAGAAUUUUGCCGCCCCGUUUCCAUGGAACCCCCCCCCCCUUACAUUUGGUCACAAAAGCCAUGUAAUUGACAAUAAAUGCCGCUUGGGGCAGACCGCCUCCUCCCCCCCCCUCGUACCCCCUCUUACGCCACUGAUAGCAUUGAAACCAGUGUGACGUCAAAUACCUCAGCUGAAGAUUGAGUCAAACUGUUGGAACAUUUCAUAACUUAGUUUCAUGAACAAAUAUGAAGGCACGAAAAAAAGGUUGAGGUUGACUGUCACAGAACUGGUUGGGGUUCUAUAAAUAGAACAUCUUAUCUUUACCCUCCCCCCCCCCCAAAGAAAACUAGUUGGUUGCGUUUCUCGGGUGUGAGGGGGCGUAAGACUUGUGAAGGUUGGGGGGGGGGAUGUCAGUCCGUGUGGGUGAAGAGCCACAUUCUUUAGAAAGGACAGCGCUGGGUGUAUCAUUUUCAUUGAGAGAAAUAGUUCGGGGCGUCGAGAGAAAUAGUUCGGAGCGUAAGUACAUAUUCCCCCAAACAGGCUUGUCCAGGAAUUCGGUGUUGCUUUACACAUACCUUAAACAGCGUGGCGGUUCUCAGUUUGUGCCUUUUGGGGUUUAAAGUUUAUCCCUGGUCAAGUAUGUAAACACAGUAGGCCUACGUAUCUAUGCGUUUUAAAUAGUGUUAUGUUCUCAACAACCCCUAAAAUAAGUUUUUCUUAUAUAGAAUGUGAUAUAGAGCAGCGUGUGUGUGUUGAGAGCGGGGGGGGGGGCUGGAAAUUUGACAAAACAUGCAUAAAAGUAACGCAAUUUGUAAGAAUAUAAAUAAGUGCUCCCGCUCCCCCACCCCAAGGCACGCAACCGCACAUUUUUUCACGCCCCUGAACUUCAUUAUUUUAAUGACCCACCCACCCUUACACCGCAGAUUUAUUUCACCAACUAUUUCAGAAAAACAAGAAAACAUCAUGCACCAAACGACCUUGCGAUAUUAAAAAAAAAUAAUCAUAAUAAUUUCAUUCAGCUCAUUUAUCGGGAAUUUUAUUUCUUGAAACCAGUGGCAUCAAAUUUCCCUUCAUAUUCCCCUUGAAAAAGAGGGUAAAAAUCAUGGGGGGGGGGCUAGGGGGGUAAGGCUGAAAAUUUUAUAGAAAGUGUUACCAUCGGCAACGAGUUUAUGCGCCGAGUUUCAGAUCGACAGGUUGAUGGCAAGUGGGUCAGUUAGCCGUCCGAAGAUAUUUGCCAGCCGGGAAUACACGCUCAAAAGCGAAGUUGAUAUAAAGGAUUGUAAAAAAAAAAGAAGAAAUUUUGUCAUUACAACAUGAUUUAAAAUAUAAAUGAAAACAAUUUUAUUUCGGACUUUAUCCAAUGAUACACGGACAAGGAACAAUACAACUGUUAUUGAAAAUAGUUUCAUAAUUUAACAACCGAUUCCUAGAGCUCAAAUAUACAUACAUAGAAAAUAAUAAGAUGUUAGCCUGUCUGUUCUACUCAACCGGUACGGACCGGCUGAAUGCCACCGCUGGGCGGGGCGUACAAAGAAAUUGGACACCCUGUGUCAUAUAAAAAAUAGUAUUGGGGUCAGGGGUCAUGAAGGCAUCUCUACCUCACCGGAAAUAUUUGUUAGGAAAAGCAAAUAUGAACGACCUCAGUGGAAGGUUGCCUGAAGACGUUAGUGGAAGGUUGGCUGAAGACGUCAGUGGAAGGUUGCAUGAAGACGUUAGUGGAAGGUUGGGUGAAGACGUUAGUGGAAGGUUGGGUGAAGACGUCAGUGGAAGGUUGGGUGAAGACAUUAGUUGAAGGUUGCAUGAAGAUGUUAGUGUAGGUUCCCUGAAGACCUCAGUGGAAGAUUGGGUGAAAACGUCAGUGGAAGGUUGGGUGAAGACGUCAGUGGAAGGUUGCGUGAAGAAGUUAGUGGAAGGUUGCGUGAAGACGUUAGUGGAAGGUUGCGUGAAGACGUUAGUGGAACGUUACAGGAAAGACGUCAGUGGAAGGUUGCAUGAAGACGUUAGUGGAAGGUUGCAUGAAGACGUCAGUGGAAGGUUGGGUGAAGACGUUAGUGGAAGAUUGCGUGAUGACGUUAGUGGAAGGUUGCGUGAAGACUUUAGUGGAAGGUUGCAGGAAAGACGUCAGUGGAAGGUUGCAUGAAGACGUCUGUGGAAAGUUGGGUGAAGACGUUAGUAGAAGGUUGCCUGAAGACGUUAGUGGAAAGUUGCAUGAAGACUUUAGUGGAAGCUGGAGUGAAGACGUUAUUGGAAGGUUGAGUGAAGACGUCAGUGGAAGGUUGCGUGAAGACUUUAGUGGAAGGUUGCAGGAAAGACGUCAGUGGAAGGUUUCAUGAAAACGCCAGUGGAAGGUUGGGUGAAGACGUUAGUAGAAGGUUGCCUGAAGACGUUAGUGGAAAGUUGCAUGAAGACGUCAGUUGAAGAUUGCAUUUCCUUGUUGUUAUUGAACUUGGUGGUUCGUACAUAAAGUUGGACUGUGGAAUGGGGAGGGGCUGGGGGGGCGCUCUUAAAGGUAAUUCCCUGAGCCACACACUCGGCUUGUCUUUCAUGAGCCUCGUGGUGGAGAGAAGCCUGGCGUGCAGCAUUGCAGGACAUUGUUACAGGACGCGAGGGAUCUCAUGUUCAUUUCAACUUUAGUAGAUGCAGCUUUAACCACAACAUCCAGCACUCUUAAGGGGAAAAAAAUCUAGAGUAUAUGACGUCAUUCACAAGUGAUUAUCAAAUUCAUUUUUAAAAAUGUUCGUGACAUCAUAAGACGAAGGCAGAGAUCGGAUUCGUAUACCGGAAGUCUUAAUGAAAUGUGUCCACGUACCCGUUAGAAUCGGGAGAUUGGGCAACGAACGUUUUUUUUUUUUAAACUUGAGAAUUUUAUUUCUAGACCUUUCCCUAUCACAUGCUCUGGACCAGCGUUCCCCUAAAUGGUGAUCCACAGACCGGCACUUGUCCGAGAGCCUUACGUUACCGGUCCGCACCACAUAUAUAGGGAUGGUCGGAAAUAAAAUUUAAUUAAUCGAUCCGGAACUGGUCCCUGGUUGCAAUGUCAAAACAUGUCCCAUGGUCCGUCAAACACAACAGUUUGAGAAUCGCUGGUAAUUUUUAUAGAUAACGUUUAAUCGCAUAUUAAGCUAUUUACGUUUUGUCAGAUUAGGAGAUUUUUGUACAUGGAGGCGUUUGAAGAUAUGGAAUAUUAAUGGUUAUUGGAUGUUCAGAGCCAUCUGGUAGGCCCACCACCACGUUGUUGCUGCAGUGGCCUCGGAUAUUUGAGGGGCCCCGAAAACGUGAAUGAUUAACUUUGAAUGCAGGUGGCACACAGCCGUAAGGUGGCAGUGCCCCCCCCCCCAACCCCUCUCCAAAGUCACGCGACGGCUUUGUGGAAAUGUACGCAAAAGUACGCAAAUGUACACCAAAAGUCCGAAACUGAGCGCGUCAUGGAAUAUUACCACAUUGAAUAAUUAUUGUCUUAAUUCCAACGUCCAUGAACUGGAUGUGUACGCAAAGGCGGGCUGAAAACCGUCGACGACGUGUAUCCAUCCACAAACUUUUCAUCCGUGAUGGAUGAAAUCCAGUGAGCCAAAUUAUUUCAGAUUGAACUGAUGAAACCGGGGACGACUUCACGUGGGUUGUCUUAUUUGUACAUACGCGUACAGGUGUGUCCGAAAAAAAAAAACUACUAGACGCCACAGGCUACUUUAUAAAUGGCCCAUAACCACAUACCAAUGUUCUCUUCCUUGAUAGGAGGAACUGAAAUUCCGUGAAAUCGCAAUCGGAAAUCCCCAUUCAAAUAUUUAUUUUAGAUUUUUAUUUUUUAUCUUUUUUUUGGGGGGUGGGGUUGUCUCUCUUGCCCCCCCCCCAUUUUUGGGGGGUUCCACCCCCACCCCGUUCUGGAAAGCUUAAAAGAUGUAUGUCUCCUGCUCUUGCACCUAAUUCAACAAAGUUAACCAAUCCUCUAUUAGACAAGGUAUGUGUCCAACCACCCGCCUCCCCGCCCCCCCCCCCAAUUAGACAUGGUGUAUGCCCAAUCCCUAACCGUUAAGAUGUACCUUAGACUACCUGAGCCUGAGCCAACAAAAUGAAGGUGUGCCGGUCGCCUGUUCAUUCCUCCACAAACAAAGCCUCACGUUUCAUUCAAACGUUCGUCCCCGCCAUUGAGGCCUCACAAUUCUUGCCGGUCCACUAUUCGCGUGAACCAUAAUCUAAAUCAUAGGCUUCUGAAGGCUAUCGUAGUUUAAUAAAGUUUAAAGUUUUCAAUAAACCGAUUCUCCAACAAUUGCAAAUGGUGGACACGGUUUGGGGAAAUCAUUCUCCCCCCCCCCCCAGUCCAAUUUGAGUGUGUAAAUUAAAGCAUUAAGUUAAGCGGCCAAGGUCAAAGUUAAGCGGCCAAGGUCAAAGUUAAGCGGCCAAGGUCAAACGACUUUUUCAUCUUGUACCCCACGACUUACGACACUUAAAAAAAAUCCUUUCAAAACUAGACUUUGAACAGGUCUACUCCAAAUAGAGGUUAGUAUUUGUUAACCGCAGCACAUUUCAACCCCCAGGGGCGUAGGAAAGGGGUGGCAUUUUUUACCAGCUCCUGUGGUGUUUUGUCCUAGCAAAAAGCUUGCACUCAUCCUAACUACUAACAAAAAGAUUCCGUCACCAAAUUUGCAUAAGCCAACAACAAUAACAACCCCCACCCCCCACCCCUUCCUGGUUGUAAGCGUGAAAUAAAAUUGACCUUUUUGUUUAUCUCUUCUCCGGACAGCUCCCUGGACGGUGGGGAGGGGUAACGCAACACCACCUCUCCGGAGAGGAAGUAAGGCCGUCCUGUCCCAUAGGAGAGUGGACUACGGACGCUUUAAACGCAGCGCCCUCGGUCCCUCGGGCCAGGAGGGAAGUUCCUGGCGCGCCUCCGCUCGGUCUGGAGCUUCGGCUCUGGCCCGUUUGGGGGAGUGCCGGGGGGGGGGGUAUUAUGAGUGCAAACUCGACGACCCACCGACACCAUCUGCAAAGUGAUGUUUAUCUCUUCUUGUGAGCUGAGUUUCUCAUUGAUCGAUUAUUUAUUUGAUCAUUCAAAGGACAAACAAAACAAGAAAAUGUUUUAGUUUAUUAUUAUUAUUAUUUUAUUUUUUUUUGUAUUCCCAGAAAUCUACCCACAAACACGCUAGUUUGUCCUCAUUACCCAGAGUGCCGUCAUUCGCGGAGUUGUCCCAGCACGGAGUGAGACUGUAGGGGAGUAGCACGGCGUGGUGGAAAAGAAAAAAAAGCUGUAAGCAAUAGCGCCUCCCUCGACCACAGUGAGUCGAAGACGAAGUUCAGCCAAUCGCCAUUCAUCAUGAGAUUACUGCUGGUCACGUGUUUCCUGGCAGGUAAAAAUAACGCGUGUCUUUGUCAAACAUCCCCCCCCCACCCCCCAUGCCAAGUAGGCUACACAUAGAUCAUUAUAUGAAUGUUUCGAACGGCCGUAUAAUUAACAAUAGGAAUUUGCUGCACCGGCCACCGCCACAUAGGCACUUCGAGCCAGGGUCGGCCCUAUGUGCCAGGGUCGGCCCUAUGAGCCAGGGUCGGCCCUAUGUGCCAGGGUCGGCCCUAUGAGCCAGGGUCGGCCCUACGUGCCAGGGUCGGCCCUACGUGCCAGGGUCAGCCCUACGUGCCAGGGUCGGCCCUACGUGCCAGGGUCGGCCCUACGAGCCAGGGUUGGCCCAAUGAGCCAGGGUCGGCCCUAUGAGCCAGGGUCGGCCCUAUGGGCCACGGUCGGCCCUAUGAGCCAGGGUUGGCCCUAUGAGCCAGGGUCGGCCCUACGUGCCAAGGUCGGUCCUAUGUGACAGGGUCGGCCCUAUGUGCCAGGGUCGGCCCUAUGGGCCAGGGUCGGCCCUAUGUGCCAGGGUCGGCCCUACGAGCCAGGGCGGCCCUACGUGCCAUGGUCGGCCCUAUGAGCCAGGGUCGGCCCUAUGAGUCAGGGUCGGCCCUACAGUUGCUUAACUUUGGCGCCUCUUUCAAGUAUAAUCCUCAAAAUGCGUCCGAGUAAAAAACUGGAGAUGAGCAGAUAAGGAGUUGAUGACCUAGUUUUAACAAAAACAAAACAAAAACAAACUGAUAUUGUGUUUCUUUAAAGUUUCUUAACUUGUAUUUGGACAGUGUGUACAAUUGGCUUACCGUGGACAGUGUGUACAAUUGGCUUACCGUGGACAGUGUGUACAAUUGGCUUACCGUGGACAGUGUGUACAAUUGGCUUACCGUGGACAGUGUGUACAAUUGGCUUACCGUGGACAGUGUGUACAAUUGGCUUACCGUGGACAGUGUGUACAAUUGGGUUACCGUGGACAGUGUGUACAAUUGGCUUAUCGUGGACAGUGUGUACGAUUGGCUUACCGUGGACAGUAUGUACAAUUAGCCCACCGUGGACAGUAUGGGUGUGACCCCUCGGGGUCAUCGCGUGGGCCUUACAACCCCAGCGUUUUUUAGGGAGACUCUUGUUUUGAGUGACCCAAAUUUGUGAUGUGGAGAUCACUUCAUCUAUAAACUUGAAUACAAGGCGGACAAAACCGAUAAGUGGUGAUCGUGGGGGUGGGGGUGGAAAGGGGGUGGGGGGGGGCUCCACAGUGGGUAGAUAACAGAACACUUGACACGAAAAGUUUCUCAUGAUCAGAAUACCAUUCCUCAAUGAUCAGGGAAUACAUUCCUCAAUGAUCAGGGAAUACAUUCCUCAAUGAUCAGAGAAUACAUUCCUCAAUGAUCAGAAUACAUUCCUCAAUGAUCAGAAUACCAUUCGUUAAUGAUCAGAAUACAUUCCCCAAUGAUGGGAAUAACAUUUCUCAAUGAUCAGAAUACCAUUCGUAAAUGAUCAGAAUACAUUCCUCAAUGAUCAGAGAAUACAUUCCCCAAUGAUCAGAAUACAUUCCUCAAUAACCAGAAUACAUUCCUCAAUGAUCAGAAUACAUUCCUCAAUGAUCAGAAUACAUUCCUCAAUGAUCAGAAUACCAUUCCUCAAUGAUCAGAAUACCAUUCCUCAAUGAUCAGAAUACAUUCCUCAAUGAUCAGAAUACAUUCCUCAAUGAUCAGAAUACCAUUCCUCAAUGAUCAGAAUACAUUCCUCAAUGAUCAGAAUGCCAUUCCUCAAUGAUCAGAAUACAUUCCUCAAUGAUCAGAAUACCAUUCCUCAAUGAUCAGAAUACCAUUUCUCAAUGAUCAGAAUACAAUUCCUUACAUUACCUAGCUGUGCAGAGAUUUUAGACACAAAGAACAAAUACUCUUCUUAGAGAGUGCAUUCAAUUGAGAAAUAUAAAAACAUGACAUCGUCUUUCCCUCCUUACAAACCCAACACACAGGAAGUUCACGAUCAGACACUUUGUUAUUCCCACAUGACGGAACUGGACCCAAUGCUCUCAACAAAAAGACAUAAAUAAAUAAACUUCUUUUAGGAACAUUGUCAUGUCCUCUCAGACCCUUAAGACAUUUCGCGCCGAGAAUGGUCAAUACUAACCGUGUGUCAUGUUGUAUAACUAACAGCAUUCCCCCCUUGACAGCUUUGUUUCAGAACACGUGGGCUCAACCAGACAACACGACCACCGCGGCUCCACCCAGCAACACCACCGUCGGCAACGUGAACACAACCGCUAACAUCAACGUCUCGGUGUCGUCCACCUCCUCCAGUUCAUCAGUGACGCCCGUGAGUGGUUCCAGCAGCACGUCUACCGUGAACCCCAGCAGCACGUCUACCGUAAACCCCAGCAGCACGUCUACCGUGAACCCCAGCAGUAACCCCACCCAGUCGCCGGCCGCCCCCAACAUCACCAACAAUGAGACCACGGCAGCGUCGCCCAACACGACCGAUGCCAACGCCACGACCACACUGCCCACAACUACAACAACUGUGACGACAACGGAAAAACCGCUAAUGGAUUUCUCCAGAGGUGAGUGUCCAAACCGUUUGGCAAAAUUUCUAUUUUUAAAAACAAAUGUCUCUACAGCUGAAAGCUAUCAAAGGGGGCAUAGGGCUGCCAACCACCCGUAAUGUAUCUAAGGGGGCAGGGCUGCCAACCAACCGUAAUGUAUCUAAGAGGGCAGUGCUGCCAACCACCCGUAAUGUAUCUAAGAGGGCAGGGCUGCCAACAAACCAUAAUGUAUCUAAGGGGGCAGGGCUGCCAACCACCCGUAAUGUAUCUAAGAGGGCAGGGCUGCCAACAAACCAUAAUGUAUCUAAGGGGGCAGGGCUGCCAACCAACCGUAAUGUAUCUAAGGGGGCAGGGCUGCCAACCACCCGUAAUGUAUCUAAGGGGGCAGGUCUGCCAACCAACCGUAAUGUAUCUAAGGGGGCAGGGCUGCCAACCACCCGUAAUGUAUCUAAGAGGGCAGGGCUGCCAACCACCCAUAAUGUAUGUAAGGGGUGUAGGGUUGCCAACCACCCGUAAUGUAUCUAAGGGGGCAGGGCUGCCAACCACCCGUAAUGUAUCUAAGGGGGCAGGGCUGCCAACCACCCGUAAUGUAUCUAAGGGGGCAGGGCUGCCAACCACCCGUAAUGUAUCUAAGGGGGCAGGGCUGCCAACCACCCGUAAUGUAUCUAAGGGGGCAGGGCUGCCAACCACCCGUAAUGUAUCUAAGGGGGCAGGGCUGCCAACCACCCGUAAUGUAUCUAAGGGGGCAGGGCUGCCAACCACCCGUAAUGUAUCUAAGGGGGCAGGGCUGCCAACCACCCGUAAUGUAUCUAAGGGGGCAGGGCUGCCAACCACCCGUAAUGUAUCUAAGGGGGCAGGGCUGCCAACCACCCGUAAUGUAUCUAAGGGGGCAGGGCUGCCAACCACCCGUAAUGUAUCUAAGGGGGCAGGGCUGCCAACCACCCGUAAUGUAUCUAAGGGGGCAGGGCUGCCAACCACCCGUAAUGUAUCUAAGGGGGCAGGGCUGCCAACCACCCGUAAUGUAUCUAAGGGGGCAGGGCUGCCAACCACCCGUAAUGUAUCUAAGGGGGCAGGGCUGCCAACCACCCGUAAUGUAUCUAAGGGGGCAGGGCUGCCAACCACCCGUAAUGUAUCUAAGGGGGCAGGGCUGCCAACCACCCGUAAUGUAUCUAAGGGGGCAGGGCUGCCAACCACCCGUAAUGUAUCUAAGGGGGCAGGGCUGCCAACCACCCGUAAUGUAUCUAAGGGGGCAGGGCUGCCAACCACCCGUAAUGUAUCUAAGGGGGCAGGGCUGCCAACCACCCGUAAUGUAUCUAAGGGGGCAGGGCUGCCAACCACCCGUAAUGUAUCUAAGGGGGCAGGGCUGCCAACCACCCGUAAUGUAUCUAAGGGGGCAGGGCUGCCAACCACCCGUAAUGUACAGACUGCUUAGAAUGAGUUGUCGGUAAAUGUCUGCAAGAACUUCAGUUAACGUGUCCCCCCUCCCCUCCCCGCCUUUUUCGUUUACUUGCUUUAAAAUUGAAUGAUCGUAAUCAGGAAAAAUUAAACACGGAUAACAACACCGAUGACAACGCUAAAGACAGCACUGAAGACAGCGCUGAGAAUGUCAUACUGUAAGCUUAGGCUACGUAUAGAAUUUAGCGUCUUAUGACAUAGAGUUAAAGAUUUGAAAGAGACAUUGUCGCAUGCAGUGGCGUAGCUAGGGGGGGGUGCGGACCGCGCCUGGUGGACACCAUAGCAGGCGGGGAUACCAACUUGAAAAAUUGCAUUAUUUACAGAGCACACACCGCUCGAUCCCAGAGCACACACCGCUCGAUCCCAGAGCACACACCGCUCGAUCCCAGAGCACACACCGCUCGAUCCCAGAGCACACACCGCUCGAUCCCAGAGCACACACCGCUCGAUCCGACCGAAUUCCAUAAAAGAAUAACCGAUCACAAGUAAAUUGUCCAAACUUGCAACCAAUCCAAAUGCGUGCUUUAUUGAAAGUUCAAGGGUGAUGCGUCAGAAAUGAGGUGACCCUAUAAUUAGGUAAGAAAAACACAGUUUUUACUAUUAUUCAACGCCAAUUGAAGUGUUUGGUAACUUUCGUUAGUGACAGGAAGCUAUAUAUAUCUAAACUUUCAGAAAUAAAGCUUUCCAUGGAUACCAAAUACGAUAGGGUCUGGCGAUUCAGUAAAUGAGCCGAAUUGGUAAAAAAAAAAUAUAUAAAAAAAUAAUUAAAAAUGAAUUUUUAACCGAUUUAUAGAGUUAUCAAAAUAAUAUUUUACAAAAUGGUCUAAUGUCUUUUAAAAAUUAAUUUUAAUUAAUUAAAUUUUUUAAAAUGGUUAAGAAACCGAAAAUAUCGAAACCCAAAAAUACUCAAAAAUUAAUAUGUUCGCCGAUUCUUCACUAGCACCGCCCCUUGAGCACGAUUGUCAUACAGUACAAGGUCUUUUACAUGCUGUCUGUGAUGUCACGUUUAUCCGCUACCUUUACCUUUGGGCUGAUCUACUUGAGGAAGUUACUCGUACACAGCAGUAUCUAAAGACUUCACUCUUGAAAAAGUGGUGAUCAACCCAAGAGGCCUUAAUAUUGUUUCUGCACGAGAAGCGCUGUCACUUGUUGGUGGAACAUGCUAUUGAAAAGGCACUUUUAAAAUGGACCGAUACGGAAUUUCGGUAGCGAGAAGAUUAAGGUUUCAGAAGAGAAUGGCAGGAGAACAAUUAGCCUACUAGAUGCUGGACUCUCUCUCUGCGUAAAGAAAACAUGAGUGAGAUGAUGGAGUGUAUUAAUCGCUUUCAUUCAGACUCCAGAUCAGUUCAUUAGCGAUCAAGGUAUUAGCAGAUAUGUAUGGCGCUGUUCCACCCAAGAGUCUACUAUCAGUGAGUAUCAGCAAGGGAAUAAGAGUUAUUGGUGUCCGUUCCAAAAUGAACCUCUUUCUUUGAUGAGUUCUCAGAAGAUGUACUUUAAAAAAAAAAUGAAGGCUUAGAAGAAACCUACAGGCAGCUGAUAUUAAAUUACACACUGGCCAGUAUUUGAUGUUUUGAAAUGCAUAGCUGAAUGGGACUUCUUAGAAUCUCUUCCAAUACUCUCGCUAGGCCUUCAGUUGUUUCUUACGAUCUGUGUAUCUGCGGCUUCUUGUGAGCGGAGCUUUUCAAAACUAAGGCUUAUCAAGAACUCUUUACGAUCCACCAAUGGGACAGUCGAUGCUUUCUGAUGUGGCUCUACUAUCAAUUAAAAGCGAUACGGUGACGGCUAUUGAGUUUGAUCACGUGAUUGGCAGGUUUACAGCUUUAAACACCAGGAAAUGACAUUUGUAAAAUAAAGUAAAUUUAAUGUAAAAAUAACUAUAACUUAACGUUGUUACAGUUCUUAAAUACAUUUUUACCUCCUGACUUUCAAUUAAUUUGUUAUUUUUUCCCCUUGUCAUUGUCAUACAGUGGAAUUAUUUUAAAAAGAAGAAAUUAAUCGUGGAAGUUGGAUAAAAAGGGGGGGGGGUGACACCAUGAGUUAACCGCACCGGUUCACACCAACGUCACUGGUCAUGGUUACUUGGUCACGUGGUCACACCAGUCGGAUAUUUUAGAAGUUUUUGGCUGCAAAGUUUUAAAAAAUUAUCAUCAUCAGUGGCGAUGCAGCCCAUGUAGGGCCCUGGCCUGCUCCACCACAUUCUUGCAUUCGGAUCGAUCCAUGGCUUUCCGCAUCCAUGGGCGAACCCCAAACUUGUGUAAGUCCUUCUCUACAUCGUCGUCGAUCCAUCUCAGCCUUGGGCGACCGGUGAGCCGCCUGCCCCUAGGUUUCUCCCUGUAUAUACUACCCUGACUGAUUCCCCUCCUCUGACCGAUAAAUGAUCUUGCUGGCUGCCGUCCAUGGUUUGCCUUUUAAAAGUCCUGGGGUUCAUGCUGCUCUUUAUUUCAUAAUUGUAUUUGAUUUUAAUGUCAUGAUUAUGUCUCUUUUGAAAAUAUUUUUAUGUACAGCGCGGUGAGCCCAACCCUAGGCUGGGGUACAGCGCUAUAAAAGACCACUAAUUAUUAUUAUUAUUAUGUUAUUAUUAUUAUUAUGAGUGGUUUUAUACAGCGUGGUACCCCAACACUCACCACGCUGUGCAUAAAAUUUAACAAACAUAAUGAACUUUAAAAAUUAAUUAACAAUCACUUCUGCUGCUCUACAAUCUGGCUUCCUUUCAAUAUGUUUUGCCCAUCGCAGUCUGCCCCUUUUUUAAUUGUUGAGAUUAUGGGUGGGUCUUGUUGUUUUUUUUUUUGUUUUUUUUUUAAAAUAUAUCGUUUUAGAGUUUUAGCCCACCAAUCUGGCUUCCUUUCAAUAUGUUUUGCCCAUCGCAGUCUGCCCCUUUUUUAAUUGUUGAGAUUAUGGGUGGGUCUUGUUGUUUUUUUUUUUGUUUUUUUUUUAAAAUAUAUCGUUUACGAGAUAUAGCCCACCAAACAUUGGCGACAGCAAUGUGUGAACCUCCCAUCUAGUAAAGUUACUUGACAAAACAUGAACGCAAGUAUAACGCACAUUUAAGAAUCCCAAUUUUUGCUACGCCCCUUCCCCCCUUCCCCCCCCCAUGAAACGUCACUGCACACUUUUUAUUUCACGCCCAUGAACUACAUUAAAUAUUCUGAUGUCCCAACCACUUUCAAACUGAAUAUUUUCUCUACCCCAUACUUAAAUUGAAACGAUUUCAUCUUCCAAAAAAGAAAAUAUUACGCGCCAAACGCAGUUGCGUUUAAAAAAAAAAUAUCAUUUAGCGUAGUUAUCGGGAAUUAUAUUUUGCACGCAAGUGAACUUAUCCUUGAACCAUACUUUUUGAUUCUGAUAGACUGCAUGCUGCAACCAAGUACUGGCAUAUGUGCAAACAUUUAUAAUUAUUUCUAAUAUGCUCUCAAUGCAGAAUUCGCUGAUGAGGAAGCAGUCCACGAGUCCCACCAGAAGCGUUAUAGAUAUAAGAGAUAUUUAAAUGUGACCGUAAAAUAUAUGCCUAAAUAAAAAAAAAUUACGUGAUCUAAGUAUAUCAGUCAAUUGUAUGUGAGCUGGCAACCCUUUGAGAGUGAGAAAAAGGAGAGAAGGGGAGGGGGAGAAAAUGAGAGAGAAAAAAUAGAGAGGGAGAGGAAGAGAGAGAAAAUGAGAGAGAGAGAAAGAGAGGUGUCAAAUGAACUAAAACUAAGACCAUCGGUGAACGCUCUUUCUGCUUCCAUGGGCCCACGUUCUGGAACCAGCUCCCCUUCCAUAUACGUCAUAGUGAAACCUCGUCCAUUUUCAAAAAGUCCCUUAAAACUCAUCUGUUUAGGUCCGCCUAUGACCUGUGAUGCACCCUCCUUGCCCUACCUAAUUUUCUGUUUCGGUUUAAUCCUGAAGUGUCAAAGUGUCCUCUUUUUAUAGCCAUUUUCAUUGUUUCUAUAGAAUAGUAGUUACUAUCCUAGUGUCUCAUUUGUAUUUACUUAGUUUACAUGUUUUAAUAAUUGUAAAGCGCUUAGAGCUUUAUGAUAAGCGCUAUAUAAAAAUGCCUAAAUAAAUAAAUAAAAUAUAGCGGGAAUUUCUAAGGCCAAUUGUUUGUAUCCUUUUAUUCUAGUAGAAUAGAGAUGAUAUUAUCGUUUAUUUUCUCCUGUAACUUUUAAAUGAGUUAAUUCUAUCCACUGAUCCACUAGUAUCAUCGGAUACUUUAAGUCUUUUUUUGUGUCAGACAGAUCAAAUUUUGAUAGGGGCCAAAAAAAAACUUGCAACUUAUUGAAAUGAAGUCAUGAACCUUAAAAGGGGGUGGGUGCAACUUCAUCCCCAUCUGUGACAACUCUAGGCCCACACUUUGAUUGCCUCAUCCCCAUCUGUGAUAACUCUAGGCUCACACUUUGAUUGCCUCAUCCCCAUCUGUGACAACUCUAGGCUCACACUUUGAUUGCCUCAUCCCCAUCUGUGACAACUCUAGGCUCACACUUUGAUUGGUCAAUGAUAUGGAGAUGGACAAUCAUUUCAUUAUUAUUAAUUCAUUUUUUUUUUACCUCGUUGGUGUUUAGACAGGGCGGUCUUCAUCUUGACACUGACGCUUGGUCCAAACAGCACAGCAGAUGUUGUGUACACGAAUCUCAACCUGACCAGAGAACAGUUGUUGGCCAGCGUAAGUUUAUAUAUAGAUUAAACAUAUCACAUAUAGGCAGGCCCGUACCAUGAGUCCCGAUUUGACCGGGAUCUUCCCGGUUUUAGAAACAUUGUCCAGGAAAGUUUAAUAUGCUGUUCCGGUCUUAUUAUUAAUAUUAAAAUUUAAAUUAUUAUGCAUAUCUUAGCUAGUUUCGUACACCAUAGAAUGCCACAGAUAGUUUCGCACACUACGGUACACCAUGGAUUGUUUCGUACACCUUAGAUAGUUUCGUAUGCCACAGAUAGUUUCAUAAACCACAUAGCCUAUAGUUUUGUACACCUUGGUUAGAUAGUUUUCCUACACCACAGAUAGUUUUUUACGCUUUAGUUAGAUUUUCGUACACCUUAGUUGAAUGUCUAGGCAAAAUUUUUUUCGGGGCGCACUUAUUUAUUGAUUUAAAAUUAUUUUAAUAAUAUUUAGGCCGAUUUAACGGGUGCCCCCUCUUCGUUCCUGGUGCCUUUAAAAAAAAUCUGCCCAACUGACUCAACAAAAACCAGAACUCCAAACCUAUUUAUUUGCCUUUUAUAACACUGGUCGUAGAUUGGUUCAAAUUUCUUCUGUUUCAGAUCAGUCAAUACUUUCAACAGUCUGCUGCCAUCGAUUUGACCAAAAGGUAACUUUAAAAGAAAAAAAAAACAAUUAAAUGCCUAAAUAUUCAACAAACAUCCUUUCAUUCUCUGGUUCGGUGAUCCUCAACUAUUUUUAAUAUUUCACGUCACUCCACUACUGUAUUCACUUGAUUGGCUCCCUCUACAAGUACGUAUUGACUACAAAUUCUCUGCUCUCUUCCACAACUUUUUUCUCGAAUUCCUCCCCUCCCUAUCUAACCGAACUUCUCUCUCUCUAUUCACACCUACGACAGCUUCGCUCCUCCGCAGACGCGCGUAUUCUUUCUGUCCCCAAGAUUCGCACAAAAACACACGGUGAACGAUCGUUCUCUUUCUGUGCCCCAAAACAAUGGAAUUCUCUUCCAUUACUUAUCCGCAAUAUACCGACCAUCACAGUCUUCAAGACUGCACUCAAAACACAUCUCUUUAAACUUUACUAUCCUGACUGAUCCCCCCCCCUCCCCCUCUCUCUCUGAUCGCUUAACGAUGCUGCUGGGUAGCCGUCCGUGGCUUGACGUGUAACUACUUCUUGAAUGUCUGGAGUGGAUCUACAUUUGUUUUGUUCUAUUUAUUAAUGAAUGUUAAUUGUUAAGUUCAUGAUUAUGUUUGUUAAAUUGUAUCUACAGCGUGUUGAGCCCAGCCCUAGGCUGGGGUACCACGCUAUAUAAAAAAGUGUUUAUCACUACUGUAGUGACAGGAGCUCUCCACCUGGCUCUGUCCUGGGCUGUCUGCACCCAUUGAGUAGUGUUUAUGCUGGAGGCCUUUAGUGCCACUUUCAGUGAGUUUUUGUAACGCUUUUUUUUCUUUGACCUCCUUGGGAGCGCUUGCCUAUCGUGAGUUCUCCGAAGAGCAUCUGUUUCGGGAGACGGUGGUCAUCCAUACGGGCUACGUGUCCCAUCCAACGGAGCUGAGACUGCAUCAGAGUGGUGAAGAUUACUAGUUAGGUUCGCUCUAGCGAGGACCUCGGUGUCGGGGACUUUGUCUUGCCAACUGAUGGCGAGGAGUUUCCUGAGGCAGGUUGUGUGAAAAUGAUUCAGUUUCUUGGCGUGACGCUGGUAGACUGUCCAUGUUUCACAUCCGUAGAGCAGUGUCGAGAGGACUGCUGCGCUAUAGACCUUGAUCUUCGUUUCUCGUCUGAUACCUCUCCUGUCCCAAACAGUGCUGCGGAGCCUGCCAAAUAUGGCACUAGCUUUUGCGAGUCUGCCAUUCAUUUCAUGAUCCAUGACGACAGAUCUAGGGAGGGUGCUGCCCAAGUAAGUAAAUUUAUCCACCGGGUUGAGACGCUGUCCAUUGAUCAUGAUGUUGGGUUCAACGUAGGGCCUACUGGGAGCUGGUUGAUACAUCACCUCAGUCUUCUUUGUGUUGAUUUUGAGGCCAAAGUUAUUGCAGGCCUCAGAGAAGAUAUCAACGCUGUGUUGAAUGACGGCUUCUGAGGGAGCGUUGAGGGCACAAUAGUCUGCAAACAGAAGCUCGUUGGUGGUGUUAUGUUUGACCUUGGUUUUAGCUGAAGCCUCCUAAGGUUAAAUACUGAUCCAUCAGUGCGAAACCGGAUUGGCAAGCCCGUGGUGGAGUCCUUGAACGCAUCAGAGAGCAUUGCAGAAUACAUAAUACUGAAGAGUGUGGGAGCAAGUACACAACCCUGCUUUACACCGUUUGUGACGGGGAAUGCUUGAGAUGAUUGACCGUUGUCCUGCACUCGGGCCAUCAUACCAUCAUGCAGCUGACGUAUGAUGUUGGUGAACUUGUCUGGGCAUCCGUAUUUCUUCAUGAUUUUCCACAGGCCACCUCUAUUGACCCUGUCAAAGACCUUAUUCAAGUCGAUAAAUGUGGAAUAUAGGUCUGUAUUUUGUUCCUGGCAUUUCUCUUGAAGCUGUCUAGCAGCAAACACCAUAUCGAUGGUUCCGCGUUUUUUGCGGAAACCGCAUUGACUUUCGGGUAGGAGACCUAGCUCCAGAUGUGCAUUCAGGCUGUUCAGAAGGGCUCGGGCCAAGAUCUUGCCUGCAAUGGACAGCAGUGAAAUUCCGCUGUGAUUGUCGCAGGCCUGGCGGUUUCCUUUGUGUUUGUACAGGUGGAUAAUUGAGGCAUCCUUGAGGUCUUGUGGUACAGUUUCCGUCUGCCAGAUGAUCUGGAAUAGACGCAAUAGCUGGUCCACCCUCUUUGUAGAUUUCGGCAGGAAUCAUGUCAGGGCCAGGUACUUUGCCAUCGGACAUUUGUCGGAUCGCUGUCUGUAUCUCAUCAAAAGUUGGGACGGCGUCCAGUAAAUUGUUCGUUGGGACCUGGGGGAGUCUUUCAAUGGCCUCAUCAUUAAUGAUGGAAGGUGUAUUGAGCACACUUUCAAAGUGUUCCGCCCAUCUUUCCAAGAUUUUCUCUUUGUCUGGGUGUCUCAGAUACUGUAGCAUCAUAAACACACCACUGUCAUUAACCCAGUCAUUCCUUGUUUUUUUUUGCUGUUUUUUUAAGCUGUUUUUUUUUUUUAUUUGGAAGUCGCACGAUAAUUUUUUUUUUUUUUUUUUUUUUCAAUGCAAUGAAUUUUUUUAUUUUGUACACAAUUUAUAGUUAAAUUUUUUGAAAUCACGUUUCUAUUUUUUUUUUUUUUUUUUUUUUUUUUUGUUUUUUUUUUUUUUUUUUUUGGAAGUCGCAUGUUUUUUUUUUUUUUUUUUUUUUUUUUCAAUGCAAUGAAUAUUGUUAGUUUGUACACAAUUGAUAGUUAAAUUAUUUGAAAUCACGUUUCUAUUUUUCAGAGAUGGAUCUGACGAUUACAGCCUGCUGUUAAAAUUCUUCUUUACUCAAAUCUACGGGAUCAACUCAACCCUUGAGGAAAAGAUUAGAAACGCAACCAUUGACUUGAAUAACACAGAGACGGAGUUGACGGUGUCCAGUAGAACUCUGGAAAAAAUUAGUCAAUGUAAGUGAAAGGAUUUGGAACCAUGGAAAGGGGGUGGGGGCUCACAGAAUGUAUAGCGCACGAGCAUGAAAUCUAAAAAGUAGUUUCCAAACGAUUGUCGAUAAAUGAGCCACCAGUAUUUAAAAAUAUAUUUUAAAAAACCGUACUCUCCAAGCCAGAUAACUUGCUCUAUGCACUACACGAGGAAACCUUCUAAUCAAGCAUCAUUUGACAUUGUGCUCAGGGUUGCAUUAUUUUUUGAGACAAUCAUCACUGAGUGCCCUUCCCUAAAAGAUGGCCAACUUUUUGUGGUCCACGACAGGUGGUGCGGUGCUGUGCCAUGUGUGUUUGCACUAGGCAGUUGUACCAUGCCCUUGUAUGAAAGGGAGGGAGCCACAUGUGAUACUUUGAAGGGAUAUACUGGUCUUUAAAGAUAUAUCUAUAUUUAGAGAUAUAUGGAGGGGAGGCAUUUUUGGCAACACACAGAGCUUUUUUCCACGAGGGGUGGCAAAUAAUUCGGGCCCGCCCUUGGCGGCACUAAUGCUAUCUUUGCCGCUGUCCCCCUUUAAGACAUAUCCCAAUUUAAGUCUUGACCCCAUUUAAGACUCAUCCCCAUUUGGGGACUAACCACUUUCACCUACUCACUACUUUCACCUACUCACCACCUUCACCUACUCACCACCUUCACAUACUCACCACUUUCACCUACUCACCACCUUCACCUACUCACCACUUUCACCUACUCACCACCUUCACCUACUCACCACUUUCACCUACUCACCACUUUCACCUACUCACCACUUUCACCUACUCACCACUUUCACCUACUCACCACUUUCACCUACUCACCACCUUCACCUACUCACCACUUUCACCUACUCACCACUUUCACAUACUCACCACUUUCACCUAAGUCAUUUUUAAUUUAAAAAUUUUUACUGAAGAAACUCCUAGAGACAAUGUUUUUAUUUUUUUCAAGAACCUUGACCUUCAUUAGCAUGGCCACUAAUUUUUAUUUUCAUUGAAAUUCUUUGUUUAUUUCCUGACCUAGUUUUCCAAAAUGCUUCUGACGACCCUUGCUUCGCCAUCAAUGUUUGCCCCGUGGGUUAUGACUGUGAAGCUCGGGGUUGUUCACUGAGGUCAAGCUGUGGACCCGACACGUGCAACGGCAAUGGACAGUGUGUUGUUAGCCUUUUUUCUGACAGGACGACUGCAACAAAAUGCAUGUACGGUUUUGUUUGAUCAGUUUUAUUUUAACAUGGAAACAAAUCUUUUGGCUCCAAGUUUGUCAAAAAUGUAGGAAAAUCACAAUUUGAGUAAUGUAGCUAUUUAACUCUUCCUUUUUCACUUAAACGUAGUUCCAUAACUUAGCAUUUGUGCACAUAACUUAGUAUUUCUGCACAUAACUUAACAUUUGUGCACUCAAAUUAGAAUUUGUGCACACAACACACAACUUAGCAUUUGUGCACAUAACUAUUUGUGCACAUAACCUAACAUUUACCGUCGACGAAGUUUCUUUCGAUCAAUUUUCCGGAUACGAUCGGCGACGGGUACCCGAGAAGGCGAGCAGGUCUUAUUCCAAUGUUUUUGACAGCCCUAAACACCAGCCACAGCAACCCCCACCAAGUUUUCAAACCUACUUUUAAUAAUUGCAGCUGUGAUGAAAGCUACGACACCGAGUACUACGGCGACCAGUGUGAGAGCUCCCGUACAGGCAAGCUUCAGAUCAUUGCGAUCAUUGCAGGAGUGUUAGGAGCCGCCAUCCUGGUGCUGUUACUCAUCAUCAUCAUUAUUUGUGUCACACAGCGGCGCAAGGGAUCGGGAUAGUGAGUACGUUUUUUAAUAUGGGGGGGGGGGGGGGGGGCGUCCCCUGAGGAUGAAAAAAUAUUUUGCUUGUGAGGGGUACCAUAAAAAUUUAAAAAAAAAAAAACAACAACACUGGUCUUUAAGUUUAAGAAUUUAAAGUUGACGUUUUUAUCAUCAUUUUUUGUGUCACACAGCGGGGCAAGGGAUCGGGAUAGUGAGUACGUUUUUUAAUAUGGGGGGGGGGGGGUCGGCGUCCACUGAUGAUGAGAAAAUAUUUUGCUUGUGAUGGGUACCAUUAAAAUUUAAAAAGAACAAAACAACAACACUGGUCUUUAAGUUUAAGGAUUUAAAGUUGACGUUUUUGUGGCCUACAAAUGAAGCAUUGAAAUGUCAUCAGAAGGUAAGUAAAAUAUAUCAAGGAUGUAAGUGUAAGCCUCCUUCAAAUUUUAUUCUGUCAAAUUCACAGAAGUAUUUUUGUAAUCUCACACUAUAUGUAUGAGAGUUUUAUAAAAUUGCUCUCAAUUCUUUUAUUAAACAUAAUAUUGUGUAAAUAUCUUGCUGGCUGCCGUCCAUGGUUUGCCUUGUAAAAGUUAUGUGGUGGGGUGGGUGAAUAUACAUUGCUGUACAUUAUUUCAUAAAUGUAUUUUAUUUUAAUGUCAUGAUUAUGUCUCUUUUGAUAAAAAAUGUUAUGGGGUACCGCGCUAUAUAAGACUUCUUCUUCUUCUUCUUAUUAUUAUUAAAUAGGCAGUUAUUGUCUUGAGAGGGGUAAUAAGGGGAGAGACUGCAAUCAGGCUAGUACAAUCCUAUCCUAAAUUCUAUUUACUCAUUAUAUUUUAUUGUCUUGAGAGAAGUAUUGAAAUGAAUGAAUGCAGCCUUGUAUGAAUUUUCAUCUAAAACAAAUUUUUUUUCGCUCUCUCAUUCUCAUAAUGGACAAGCACUAUCCUAAAUACGGGCAAGCACUAUCCUAAAUACGGGCAAGCACUAUCCUAAAUACGGGCAAGCACUAUCCUAAAUAUGGGCAAGCACUAUCCUAAAUACGGGCAAGCACUAUCCUAAAUAUGGGCAAGCACUAUCCUAAAUAUGGGCAAGCACUAUCCUAAAUAUGGGCAAGCACUAUCCUAAAUAUGGGGUUCGUGAUAGGAUUUAUACCCGUUCGUGAUAGGAUAAUAUGGGCAAGCACUAUCCUAAAUAUGGGCAAGCACUAUCCUAAAUAUGGGCAAGCACUAUCCUAAAUAUGGGCAAGCACUAUCCUAAAUUCUAUGUCUGAAAUUGCAUAAAACUAAAUGGGUGAUUUCCUUCACUUGCAGUGAGAUCUCCAAAGGUCACAAAAACAAGGCCUAUGACGGUGAAAUGACGUCCUAACUCAUUGGACUAACCUUCAACAACUGACCAUUUUUACCUGCAACAACUGACCAUUCUGGCGCCUUCUCUUAGCAGUAACUCGUACAUGAUUAGGAUUAUAAUUCGUUCUUUGUGUGAUCUGAAAUUUAAACAAAAAAUCACCCUCCAAAAAAAACAAAAAAAAAAACGUUAUUUUUUCCAAUCUUCCAUAUGAAAGGCAACAUGCUUCAUCAGUUUGUACAGUAAAACAAAAUUCAUAUUAUGUCUCCUUGAAUCUUUACAAAUUACAAUAAUAAUUAUAUGUUAAUGUUAUUAUGAAAAUAACGUUUUAAAAAUCCAGCAUAGCUAUUUCAAUUAAUAAUAUAUUUAUAUGUACCCAAAGCUAUCUAAAAAUAAAUUACAUUUAAAUAACUUCAAAAACUUCAUUUUUAUUCCAUAUAAGAGAUUUGAUUGAGGAACAUCAUUUACUUUCAGAUAAAAAUUAUAGAUCGUUAAAGGCGCCUAUAUAAGGUAAAGGGACUAACAAAUUAAAAAAAGAUAAAAGUUUAGUUUUGUUUUGGCGCGGCCGGGGGUGGGGAUGGAUUACAGGAGAAUUACUCUUGGCAUGAUUCAUGUUUUUAAAACUCUUGACUCAUUAGUUGGACAUUGGUGGGAGGAUUAGGUUUCAAACAAUUUAAUCAAAGAUGACAGGCAUACAUUGAUUACCUUGUCAUAUUUUUGUUCAAUGAAAAUUUCUAACAUUCCAUCCUGAUGUUUUAUAAAUAAUUUAUUCCGCUAAAAAUAAAUUGUUUUUUAAAGUUAAUGUUGUAACAAAUAAUUGUCGAAAAGAGUAUUUCUCUCUUUAUUUGUAUUUAAUAUGUCAAAUAUAUAAACAACUGUAGAAUUUUAUAAUGCUGAUGUCAGUUCAUAAAAAGUGGUACAUAUGAAGUGUGGUGGAGUGUCUUCCUGUGUAUGUGUGUAGGUGUGUUUAUGAGAUGCUCGUUUUCUGUGAAUAUAGUCAUUUUUUUAACGUAUUUAGAUUGUAUAGAUUUCUCAUUGAUUAGAAGCCUCAUGAUGGAACUUUUACAUUUAUCAGAAUUUUUUAAACCACUGUUCAAAUACAGCUUUUUUUAUUUUUCAUUCGAGAAUACCUUAUCAUUUUUAGCUUAUCUUCAAUUGCAGCUUUUGUUAAUGGUUUAAACCUCACAUGGAGAUAAUUUCUGUUCUUGUAAAGUGUCCUUUUAAGGACUUAUCUCACCGUAUCUAAAACAUCUGAUUAGACUGCACAUGUCUUUAGGUUAAAAUUUCCACGGUUCACACCCAUGGUAUUGCUCAUUACAAUAAAAAAUAAAAUUGUACCCAAUGCUGCUAACGGAAAUCAGAAAACACAAAGUAUUUUGUUAUAAAAUUAAUAAAUUGAAUUAAUGUCAAAAAAAUAAAUUAACCGGCAUUAUUUAAAUCUUUUAAAAUACAUUCCAUGUUUUAUGGCUGAUCCAUAUUUUAAACUACAUACAUUUUUUUCCACUUCUAAAAAUGCUUUCACUGUCAUUUUUAUAUUUCAGGUUUAGAGGUUAUUUCAUUAUUGUAAAAUGCAAUCCGUUGCUCAGCUUCUAUUAGUAUUGAGUAAUCCUGAGGUCAGCUGUAGGGGAUUUAGAACAGUUGGAGAUGUUAUAACAGAGAUUUUGGUUUAGGAUGUAUUUUUGUUUUAAAAAAAGGCAAAGUUAUUUAUAUAAUUUGUUCUCUUCUUACAUAAAUAUGUGACUAACAUGCACUCCAUCCAAUGUUAAGCAAAGUUUCAAAGUUAUCAUUUUAUUUAGGAGACUGUGAUGUUUUAUUAGAAAUUUUUAAAACAAUAGUACUUAAUGCACUGUUGUACAUAGCUGAGAUGACAAAGCUAGAACUGUAUUACAGACUGAAAGUAGUGGGUCUAAGAGAUGUCUGUAAAUCAGGGGUUCCUAUCUUCUGGAGGACUAAAGGGCCACAUUCAUGGUUGUGAUUUGCAAAACCUACUUACCGGUACUGAAUUCAAGGCACUCCCUAAAAUUCUUUCCACAUUUGAUGUAGUCUUGAAUAAAAAGUCAUGCAUAUUAUUUUUCUAUAACUGAAAAAAAGACAGUGGGAAAACAGCUACGCUUCUGUAUCUAAAAAUACUUAUGAUUUAAAAUAGGGGGAGUUUUUAUAAGUUAUGACUCUUAAAUAUUUGUGCAAAGUUUUGCAUGGGUCAGGGCAGCGAUUCCCAAAAUUAUAAGUUUGGUUGACCAGUCGACAAGUUUUGAAGUUGCACCAGGACUGAUGCAAGAUUUAUUGAUAUUUUAUUUUUAUCUGACCAAAAAUAAUCAUGUUGUGCAGACUGGCAAAGUAAGGCUCAUGGAUUGGUGGAGAGUUAAAGUAAAUGGCCUGUCAGGCCACAUGUGACGCAGCUCCCCUAUAUAGUAUAGGAAUUCCGUGAUGUAAAUACUCUUUCAAUGGAAAUAUUUUCUCUGCUUAUUAUUUUAUGACUCAAGUAUGCAUUUAUUUAUUUAACCUUAGCCGAUGCUAAACUGCUUGCACAAGGUAAAUUCUUUUUUUUAUCGAAAAUAAUAUUUUACUGUCUUGGAAGCGACAAGGUUUUAAAAAAGUCAAUUAAGUUUAAAGUAUCCUUCAGAGGAAAGUAAUUAUAUAAUUGUAAAAUAACAUCUGUAUUUAUAUAUUGUACCCUUUUUAAGGAGUGUCUAAGUAUUAUUUAAAAAAAGGACAAGUAAUAAGUAAGAAUUAUGAAGUUCGUUUUUUUUGCUGUGACAAAUAUGACUGUUAUUAGUUUAAAAAAACUUCUUAAUUUGAAAUACAUGUUAAAAAUAUUUUUGAUAAAGUUAUGCAAUUAUUUGUUAUGCAUAAAUGAAAUAUUUUUAUGGCAAUCUAUUUUUUUAACAUGUUGAUGCAAUGUUUACAACAUUGGGGGACUGGAUCUGAUCCAGUGUAAGAUUUUUGAUAUAUUUAAACUUAAUUAAGACUUUGAUUGCAGAACUUAAAAUUUUAUUUUCUAUGAUACAAUUAAUUUUCUAUCAAUAUUCCUAGGAUACUUUAAAAAUUAAAAGCAAACAAAUUAAUGCUUAGAGUUAGAGUAAUGUAAUUUUUAAAUUCACAGUCUGUUUGUGAAGUUUGAAAACUUUCUCAUGAAAUCCUCUGUUAAAUUUUUGCCAUUUUAGGAUAAAUAAUUUUUUUUAAACUUUAUUAUAUUAUAAAGGAAAAUUUUGAGAUGGUGGAAAAAGAUUUAUCCUGUUUAAUAUUUAAUAGAAUUUUUGUAUUGUCGCCUCAACCACUACAAAAGUAAUAGUUUAAAAUAAUACAUAACUAAUUUAUUAAAAUUAAAUAAAUAUAUAUAUAUAUAAAUAUUUAUCUUUUGUUUCAUUUAAAUGUGUAAAUAAUGUAUUUAUUCAAUGAUCGCUUUCUUCCUUUGUUAAAAUUAUUUGACUUUAUAAAAAUUAAAUUACAAAUUUUUAUUUAAAAAAAAAAAAAAGCAAAACUUUAAAAUU